GUCUCGGGCAAGCACAUCACAUCCAACCUCUCCCUAGAUUUUCUUUUCUUUUUUUGCGAGUUACGGUCACUUACUGCAUAUCGUGGCGUUGCUAGUUCCUCCUCGUAUUUGAUGCAUCUGGUGACGUCGGUAUUACUUGAUGAUGCGAGGUGGUGGUAUUGAAGGGGAUGGUUGGGUUGGUUGAGUGGAUAUGGAGGGUUGGAUGUAAGCACUUGUUUGCUUUCAGAGAGAGAAAUGCUGGGGAAAUGGCUAGGAAAUGGGAGUCGGUUACGCAGUGUCGUACUCAUACUAGUGUCGUUGGAUUUCUUUUGUUUGUUAUUUGCGCGGGGGAGGCGGGGAGCAUGAACAGGUUUCUGUCAUGUACAUGGUACAUCUACAGUAGGCGCCUGCCUGCCUUUCUGCAAUGGUACAGUACGUACCUGCCUAGGUCCUUGAACCCAACGAAAAAUCGAUUUGUUGCCAUCAUCGGGAGAGGAUGCGAGUACCAUCACAAUUGGGACUUAGUCUUGGUAUCUAGCUCAUAUAAGUUCUCUUUGUGCGCCUUCAUGCUGUGUCACCCACCCAUCCGUUUCCGUUCGCGAUUAUUUGGCUCCCAGGUUGUCGAGAAAUUUCGUCGUUCGCGAUUGCCCUGCUCACGAGACUUUGGUGUCCGAGUAAACAGCGCCGUUCUAAUUACCAAUUCAUUCACUCUCAGUCUCAAGCAGUCUGGAAGCGGGGUUAUUACCUACUAUAUAUCCCAACCUCCUUGACGAGAUUAAUUAAGACAUCCAUCCUCCUCACAUAUACACUAGCUACCCGUCCCUACAUUCCUCCUUCUACCCCGCCAUCUGAACCACGAUAUCUAAUCCACGUAACCAAUUACCAGGACCAGCAAUCAAUCGAUUGAUCAGCGGCAUCCUCCGCGUUUCCCAAGAUGUUGGGUCUCCUACUCGUUGUUCUGGCGGUGUUUGGUGCCUUGGUACACGCUCAGAAUGAGAGCUUGGCGUACUCACCACCGUUUUAUCCGUCGCCUUGGAUGAAGGGGACUGGGGAGUGGAGCGAGGCGUAUGCGAAGGCAAAGGAUUUUGUGAGUCAAUUGACGUUGUUGGAGAAGGUCAAUAUUACUACUGGUAUGAUUUACUCCCUCCUCUCCUACCAUGGGAUAUGAAGCUAUUCCCUCCUCACUCCCCAAUCACCGGAAACUAAAACCAACACCAAAAAUAUUAAUAAAAAAUCACUAAUCUGUGUUUUCUUUGUAAUAGGCGUAGGAUGGGAAAGCGAAGGAUGUGUAGGAAAUACCGGAUCCGUCCCUCGAUUGGGUCUCAGAGCUCUGUGUAUGCAAGAUUCCCCCUUGGGAAUCCGUUUCGCAGAUUACAGCUCGGUUUUCCCUUCUGGUCAGACGGUUGCGGCGACUUUUGAUCGGGGACUUUUGUAUGCGAGAGGUUAUGCUAUGGGUAGUGAGAUGAGAGAUAAGGUGAGUUUCUACCCUAUUUUCUAUGAGUAUGAGAAAUGAGAGGAAUUGGAUUGGGGAGUUGUGCUGAUGUGUUGAAGGGUAUUCAUGUUCAACUUGGUCCGGUUGCUGGUCCGCUUGGUCGGAUGGCUGCUGGUGGGAGAAAUUGGGAGGGCUUUUCGCCGGAUCCUUAUUUGAGUAAGUUUUGAUUCUUGGAAUAGAGAAUUGAGAGAUGGUUGCUGACUCGAGUAGCUGGUGUUGGUAUUGCUGAGACUAUUAAGGGUAUUCAGGAUACGGGUGUUAUUGCUUGCGCCAAGCAUUACAUCGUUAAUGAACAGGUGGGUGCUUAUUUCAGUUUAUACUCGAGGGAAAAAAGUCUAGUUUACUUGAAGGCAGUGAUCUUUGGCUUUUUUCCUUGUGUUUUUGGAAGUCCUGACCACAGGAGACGCGACAACACAAAUGGGAAGAUCACGAAAACUCACGAUCAUCUUCUCAAAUUCCGUGACUAACACUUCGCAGGAACACUACCGUCAAGGGGCACCAGAACAAAACAUUACCGAAUCCAUCUCAUCGAAUGUCGAUGAUGUGACUAUGCAUGAGCUCUAUUUGUGGCCUUUCGCAGAUGCCGUCAAGGCAGGAGUGGGUAGUAUUAUGUGCUCAUACAACCAAAUCAACAACUCAUACGGAUGCGCUAAUUCCAAGAUGCUCAACAACUUGUUGAAAGAUGAGUUGGGAUUUCAAGGUUUCGUGAUGAGUGAUUGGCAAGCACAGCACACUGGAGUCGCUUCUGCAGCUGCUGGUUUGGGUGAGUGGUUCCGAUUUUCGACGUGAUAAAGACGAGAAAAGCUUACAUAUUUCCUAGAUAUGACUAUGCCUGGAGACACGGUUUUCAGUACUGGUGUUAGCUUUUGGGGAACAAAUCUGACCCUUGCCGUCCUUAAUGGAACUGUUUCUCAGGCUCGCCUCGAUGACAUGGUCAUGAGAAUCAUGACACCUUACUUCCAUGUUGGAUUCGGCUUGAAUGAACCUGAGCUUAACUUCAAUUCCUGGACUUUUGACACAGUCGGUCCUCGACAUGCGUCGGUUGGAGCAAACAUCCAGCAAAUCAACUUUCACGUGGAUGUUCGUCGAGACCACGAUGUUCUCAUCAGAAACAUUGCUGCUCGAGCCACUGUUCUACUCAAGAACAUUAACAACGCCCUACCUCUGAAGAAGCCAAAGUUCCUCGCCGUGAUCGGUGAAGAUGCUGGACCUAAUCAAUGGGGACCUAAUGGAUGUGCAGAUCGUGGAUGUGAUAAUGGAACACUCGGGAUCGGAUGGGGUUCAGGAACUGCCAACUUUCCAUAUUUGGGUUAGUCUGUCUUAUAGAAGAGUUCAGUCUUGGCAAAUGAGCUAACAUAUAAUAGUCACACCCGAUCAAGCAUUACAAGCCCAAGCACUUCAAGACAAAACUCGAUAUGAGAGCAUCUUUGAUAACUACGCUGAUGCCCAGAUCAAAGCUUUGGUCUCGCAAGCAAAUGUUACGGCCAUAGUCUUCGUCAAUGCAGACUCUGGAGAAGGAUAUAUCAAUGUUGACGGUAAUGAGGGUGACCGAAAUAACCUCACUCUCUGGCAUUCCGGUGAUGAGCUUGUCAAGAACGUUUCUUCUUAUUGCCCCAACACGAUUGUUGUCAUUCAUUCAGUUGGGCCUACCAUUCUCGAAUGGCAUGAUAAUCCAAACAUUACGGCAAUCUUGUGGGCAGGUCUUCCUGGUCAAGAGAGUGGAAACAGUAUUACGGACGUUCUAUACGGAAAGAUCAAUCCUGCUGGUCGAACACCCUUUACCUGGGCACCAACUCGAGAGAGUUAUGGCCCUGAUAUUCUGUAUGAGGGUAAUAGAGGUACAGAUGCGCCACAACAAGGUUUCACAGAAGGUGUAUUUAUUGAUUACCGUGCGCUUGAUAAGACAAAUACAACACCAAUUUACGCCUUUGGUCAUGGAUUGUCGUACACAACCUUCUCUUACUCGGACCUGAAGAUUACUCCAGCUGCCCCAGGACCUUACACACCAACUACUGGCAUGACAGAACCGGCACCUACAUUUGGUACUUACUCCAAGGAUACCAAGGACUACUUAUUCCCAAAUGGCAGCUUCCCGUAUAUCCGACAGUACAUUUACCCAUAUCUCAAUAGCACCAAUGCACGAGAAGCUUCUCUAGACUCAACAUACGGCCAAACCGCCGAUCAGUUCCUUCCACCCAACGCCCUCUCCACCGACCCUCAACCUAGACUUGCAGCAGGCGGAGGACCCGGUGGAAACCCACAACUUUGGGACGUCAUGUACACAGUCACAGCAACCAUCACCAACACCGGCCCAUUGAAUGGCGAGGAAGUACCCCAACUGUACCUGAGUCUGGGAGGAGCCAACGAUCCCAAGAUUAUCCUGAGAGGCUUCGAUCGAUUGAGUAUUGAUUGUGGGAAGAGUGUCACGUUCACUGCUAACCUCCUCCGUCGAGAUUUGAGUAAUUGGGAUCCUGUACAGCAGAAUUGGGUCAUUACCAGUGCGCCCAAGACUGUUUAUGUGGGGCCUAGUAGUCGAAAUUUGCCGCUGAGUGCGAGAAUCUUGGGGUAUUAGAUGGGUGAUGAUAGAGGUGGAGUGGAGGUAGAUUUUGCUCUUUUGAUACGAGGUUGGUUGACUGUGGUGGCUUAAAGAGAUGUGGGUUUGGAGUUUGGAGAACAGACCUUGAAGACUGGAGCAGACACACACAAGGAGAGAGAGAGAGCAGGGAGAGAAAAGAAAGAACUUGGCUUUUGCAGCUUGGGCUUGGGCUUGGGCUUGUUGAUAAUGAGGGAUGGGUUGGUUGGGUGGUUGGUACAUAAGACAGACACGGCACUGUACUUUUCGUACAGGUGAAUAAAUAAUCAUAAUAGCAAG
Molecule: messenger RNA, 4343 nt
Organism: Hymenoscyphus albidus
Lineage: Eukaryota; Fungi; Ascomycota; Leotiomycetes; Helotiales; Helotiaceae
Source: the annotation of a GenBank genome assembly